Molecule: messenger RNA, 1020 nt
Organism: Serendipita indica DSM 11827
Lineage: Eukaryota; Fungi; Basidiomycota; Agaricomycetes; Sebacinales; Serendipitaceae
Source: the annotation of a GenBank genome assembly
AUGCGAGCUCUGCAUCACAACGGCUUCAAGGCAUGGAUUUUCUCAGAGGGACAGAAGCUUCCGGUCUAUGAUGUGAAGGUUACCGACGAGGACACGGUCACUUGCUGGAUUGCGUCGAAACCCAACACGACGUUUACUGUUGGGUGGCGGAAAGAGGACCGACGCGAGGUCGCGUCGUCUGGACACGUUUUCAUAGACGGAAGAGACGUUGCGUCUGGUAUUAUGCGACCUAAACGCACGCGCCCCGUCUUGCGAUCGUCUGCGAAAAUCUCAAGCUCUCCUGAGACUCGAGGUACAAAGCGUUUACUUAUGUAUGCGAGUUGGACAGAUGACGAACAUGCGGCUCCCGUCCACGAUGAUGCUGGCACGAUCCGGCUCGAAAUCUCCUGGGUCAGAAUUGGAAGCGCGACUUCGAUCGUAAAAGCAGACGUAGCGGACCAUGUUACUGUGGCACAUGAACGGGCUAAAAAGGGUGGUAUGAUGAUCACAACGUACGCAGAGCCAGAGCGUAUCGAGUGCGGAAAAGCAGUCUCCACAAGACCUUACUAUCCCGACGAGCCAGGCCCAUUCGUCACAUUUAUUUUCCGAUAUCAUCAACUAGCUAUGCUCCAAGCGUGGGGCAUCAUUGCGAACCCAAACCCGCCGAUGGCUGCAUCAGUUCAGGGACGAGCCGCAAAUGAUCGGGACCAGGAAUUUGCCGGGGAGUGCGAGAACUCCAACGAUGAACGCGAAGAAUCUCCGCUCCUCGAACAUGAUUUUACGCCAUCCCAGGACUUUGAAUCGUCUCAGCCAAGCUCAGAAGGACUCUACGACAUGGGUGACACGGCCUCACUCUUUAAUGACGAGGAAGGUGUCGGCUACUCAAAUGGGGACAUUGGCAUCAAACACGAAGAAGACGAAGAAGACGAAGUAUUGACGAGAGGAAAGCACGAACACGAGGUGGUCUCGCUCCACGCUGCGGCGGACAAGGCGGCGCAUCUUGAAGAAGAAUACAAGGAACCAAUGGAGGGCGACGAUUGA